GCAGAAUCCUUGUUAGGUAGAAUUAGAAACAGACACCAAGAAAUUGGAUCAAUUCUUAGUCAGUUUAAAGGACCAAGAUACAGUACAUGCCCAGGGCUGAGUGUGACUAAGCGAAAGGUGAAGAAAAGAUUACAGCAGCCUUCAAAAGUAGUUGAAUACAACUCUGAAAAACUUGAUGGCAUAUCUGAACAAGCCGCCAGACGAAGGCGAAAAGAAACAAUUCUCACCUGUCAAGGUAUCCAUGGUUGAUCUAAUGAAAACAACUCACCCACUCUCGAUGGAAUGUGGUGCACUUUGGUUAAUUAGGCCACCCCAGAUAAGUUGAAAGCGUACUUUGCCAACUCCAAUAAGACAAGCAAGAAGGUAAUCGGAUCUGUUGUAAAAAGCUAUGUAACUUCAUUUGAAGCAUCCCAGGAUAAUAUAACCAGAAGUGUAAAAGUACUUUACAGUAAAGGUUUAUUAAGUAAAGAAAAAUAUAAGGCUGUGCGACUAAACAUAUCCAUGGGGUCUAAUAAUAAGAGCAAAGGAAGAAAAUCGUUUAAGAUAUGUCAAGAUGUACGAAUUCCCAAAUUAUUGCCAUAUGCCAAGUUAAUUAAAUAUAUCAACAGUGUAAAUGUUGGGAAUGUCAAACAACUGAAUGAUUUUUGUGAUUCAAAUGAGAAAGUUAAUGGAGCUUAUAGGGAAUUACAUGAGUUCUUGCCUAUUUUAGCUGAGUUGUACAUAGAGAUUCAUAAAUUGUUAGGAUGUAAUUCGUACUUGAUGAAAUUUGGGUAUGAGCAUUACCAUUUCCUUGUUUCGAUCGGAGCUGACGGUGCUCCAUUUGGCAAACAUGAUGAGGCAACGGCAUGGCUUGUUUCCUUUCUGAAUAGUGGGGAUAGGAUUACAAGCCAAAACGAAAACUUCUUGUUUGCUGGGGUUAACUGUGCUGAAGAUCAUGUUUGCAUGAAGCGUUUUGCAAAAAAGAUUGUAAGUGAUGUUAAGGCUAUUGAAUCAAAGGAAUUCUUUGUUGAUGGGUAUUUGGUCACAUUUUCCUUUGAAAUGGUCCCUGCCGACAUGAAGUGGUUGGCUUCAUUUAGUGGAGAGUUAUGCAAUGCUUCCUACUUCUUUUCUAGUUUUGCUAAUGUCAACAGUGACAAUAAGCGGACAGUAAAUGGUACACUUGGUCCUGAGCCAGAAAAUACCUGGCAACCAUGGGCUUAUGAGAGACGGUUAGAGGUAGCUAAGCUAGUGGCAAAAACAAAGGAGACGUUGAGUCACAAAAAUCUUUCCAACUCAACUAGGCGCAACAAAGUCCUAAAUACAAUCAGAGAUUUAGGCUCAAGGCAAGAAUUUGAACCAGUUCUUGGUAGGCUGAUUGAUAAAGCUCAUGCAGAGCCAUUGCAUAAUUCAAACAAUGCAUGGCAGUACAUGCAUGGAAAGAUCUUGCAGGAAGCUGUUGUGAAAUCAAACAUUCCCACAUCAUGCACUGAUGUUUCAACUCUCUCACUUGAUUCACCUUUUAAAAAGUUCCUCUUUGCCCUUAAAGAUGAUGUUAAGGCCUCCAGAUUGUAUAAAAAGAUCUUAAUCUGGUUCAAAAGUGGUAGGUCUAAAAAAUUUGAGUAUCGCUUCACUGGAAAGGAUGCAAGGAUGUUAUCGCACAACUUCAUGUACCUCAUUCAUUCAUUAACCUUGCCAAAUGAUUCCAAGCAGUCUCAGCUUCGGUUAGCCACAUUAGCAUUUUGCUGCCUAAAGCUGCGUGAUGCUGUCUCUUUGUUCUCUAGAAUUGUUGUUGAUAAUGCAAGUGUCAUUGGUGAUUUGAAAAAAUGUUGUUUGCAAUUUUUUAAUGCUGUUUCUUUGAUGUUGGCAGAUGUCAGUCCUACUAUAUGGACUAUUGGUUAUGCAAUUCCUUGCAUUUUGAAUUGA
Molecule: messenger RNA, 1902 nt
Organism: Dendronephthya gigantea
Lineage: Eukaryota; Metazoa; Cnidaria; Anthozoa; Malacalcyonacea; Nephtheidae
Exons: 3
Coding region: 502-1902 (466 amino acids)
Source: RefSeq, a predicted model, not a curated record